Molecule: messenger RNA, 1416 nt
Organism: Rotaria sp. Silwood2
Lineage: Eukaryota; Metazoa; Rotifera; Eurotatoria; Philodinida; Philodinidae
Source: the annotation of a GenBank genome assembly
AUGUUUCUUGUUAUUAUUUUUAACUUACCUUAUUUCAUUUUUGCUCAUAUUGGUUAUUCAACUCAAAGUUAUUGUUUAGAUGAAAUUCAAAGUGAUAAACUAAAUAUUGUAUGUCGUAAUAAUGAAUUAAUAAAAUUAGGUCGUAUAAUAUAUGGUUAUUCAUGGUCAAAUGAUUGUUCUUAUAUAGAUAAAGAUUGUACAAUGGAUGUACCACGUGAAGAUAUUAUUUGUUUAACAAGUUCAAAUUGUACAGUUCGUGUUGUUCAACAUCCAUUAAUUUUACAAGAUUGUUGGAAUUUAGCUGCAUCUUAUGUUCAAGCUGAAUAUGAAUGUAUUCAAGAUUAUUCUUUAAAAAAUAUUUGUCAAAGACAAGAUAUAAGUUUAUCAAAUGGUUUUAUUUCAACACCAAAUUAUCCAAAUGGAUUUAUAUCAAAUUUGAAUUGUUUAUGUACAUUAGUUGGAUCAGGAAAUAAUUCAAUUGUUAUUGAAUUUAUUUAUUUUAAUUUAUCAAUUUGUUCUGAAUCUGGUCUUAUUUUAUGGAUUGGACAAGAUUUUCAAACAAAAUGUCUUACACAAGAUCCAAUAACAAUUAUUAGUAAUAUUCAACAAAAUAUAACAUUUAGAUUUUAUACAUUAAAAUCAAUAAAAAAAGGAGGAUUUUUAAUAAAAUAUUCUUUAUUACCUGAAUCAAAUAAUGGAACUGUUAGAUUACAAUGUUAUGUUGCAUCAUCAAUUAAUCGAUCAACAAUAUCAAAUAAUUUUUUAACAUAUAAAUAUUCUCGAAAAAAUUCAAAUAUCUAUGAUAAUGAAUAUGAAAAAGAAUUAUCUAUAACAAAUUCAAAUGAUUUAAUAAAAAAAUUUCGACCUAUUCAAUCAAUUAUUCAACCUUAUACUGAUAUUUUAUCUAUAAAUAAACAACAAUCAUUACAAAUGUUUAAUCAAUCGACAUAUAAACAAUAUUUAUUACCAAAUUCUAGUCCACUUUAUCGUUCAAAUAUGAAUUUAAUAAUAAUAUUUAUUGUUUCAAUAGUUGUUUUUCUUAUUGUGAUUAAUAUUCUUGUUUGGUUUAUGUGUUCUUUACGAUUAAAAAGUUCUAAAUCAAGAUCAUCUUUUGAAAAUUUCUAUUCUAAUCAAAUUAAUUUAAAUAAUGAAGGAAAAAAAUCAAUACAUAAACAAUUUUCUCAACGAUCAAAUCGUUUAAAAAGUCUUCAUUCAUUAUUAUAUGUUGAUCAUAAAGUUGUUGAUAUAAAUCCAAUAAAAACAAAUAUUAAUCGUGAUAUUGAUUCAUCUUUAUCUCAAUCUAAUAUUAAUUCAAAUUCAUCUUUAACAAAUCUUAAUCAAGAUUUUAUUAUUAAAUCAAAAUCAAGUGAAACACUUCAACAACCAAGACAAAUUAAUUCAUGGGAUGAUAUUUAA